Messenger RNA from Drosophila nasuta, 1465 nucleotides. RefSeq names its product endonuclease G, mitochondrial (gene EndoG). The record is from RefSeq and is a predicted model, not a curated record. The transcript has a single exon. The coding region runs from base 377 to 1309 and encodes 310 amino acids. Gene Ontology annotation, molecular function: metal ion binding; RNA endonuclease activity; single-stranded DNA endonuclease activity. Gene Ontology annotation, biological process: apoptotic DNA fragmentation. Gene Ontology annotation, cellular component: nucleus; mitochondrial inner membrane. NCBI's taxonomy places the organism in Eukaryota, Metazoa, Arthropoda, Insecta, Diptera, Drosophilidae.
AAUUUGCUUACAUUAUAUUAACCUUUAGAUUGAAAUCUCAAAUAUUUGGCUAAAAAAAUUAAGAAGUUAGCAACAUACAAGAAGAUUUCUUUUUAUAAAAAUAAUUGCUGCAAAGUGGCAUGAAAUCGUUUAGUAGUCUUUUAUUGACAACUGCAAGGGAUAUAUUACGUAUACGCAUAGUGAACAAUGUCUUCUCGAUUUAAGAAUAGAAUCGAUUUUUCAGCAAACAAUGAAUCGAUUAAAGACAAUUCGUGUUCAUCUCUAACGAUAAUUCCGGUCACACCGAUUUAAAUGCCGAACAGCUGACUGUGUAUUGUGCAAUAGGAAAACGUUGCUAUUAUUUUUGUAAAUAUUAUUAAUUAAAGUGUAAUCAAAAAUGAGUGCCUUUAAGAUGAGAAGCAUUCUGACUAUCGGCGCCACUGCAUUGGGUGCGUUCUAUCUGGGCUCCUAUACGGAACGCCGGUCCAGCAAUGAAACUACAACCGCAACCGAAAAGUUCCAACGGCUUCCUGGAUUGCCCGUCUUUGCAACAGUUUCCGCAGCUGCAUUAAUACCAGCGGGCGAACAGAAUCUGACAGCGACACCAUCGCGUAUCUCACAAAUCAUGAAAUACGGAUUCCCUGGACUAGAUCAUGUUCGCUCCCAAUCGGAUUAUGUGCUGUCCUACGACAGACGCAAUCGUGUGCCGCAUUGGGUAUUCGAACAUCUGACUGCCGAAUCGGUGGCCCGCAACGACGCUGUCGAUCGUUCCAAGUCGGAUUUCAAGCCCGACGAAAGCAUACAUCCAUUUUUCCGGGCACAAAACACGGAUUACCGACGCUCCGGCUACGAUCGUGGUCACAUGGCGGCGGCUGGUAACCAUCGACUGCAUCAAAAGCACUGUGACGAUACCUUCCUGCUCUCCAACAUGGCACCACAGGUGGGCCAGGGCUUCAAUCGGGAUUCCUGGAACACUCUGGAAACGUACGUGCGCAAGCUAACCAAAUCCUAUAGCAAUGUCUACGUCUGCACGGGUCCCUUGUAUCUGCCGCACAAAGAGGACGAUGGCAAGAUGUAUGUAAAGUACGAAGUCAUUGGAUCCAACACGGUUGCCGUUCCUACACAUUUCUACAAGGUGAUUGUAAGCGAAGCUGCGGACCAGAAGCUGCACAUGGAAGCAUACGUGAUGCCCAACAAGGUGAUCAGUAAUGAUACGCCGUUGCAGGUGUUCCAGGUGCCGCCUGAGACGGUGGAACGUGCAGCAGGUUUGCUCUUCUUCGACCAGAUCAACAGAAAGCAGCUGGCGACCAUAAACGGCAAAAAGAUAUGAAGGAAUUUAAUAUAGUUGAGUUUUUAGUAAAUUGUAUUUUGUUUAAACGCAACCGAAUUAAGGUUGAUUCCUUAGUUUGAUGUUGUUCUUGAUUUUGUUUCUUUUCCAAAGAAGUGUGUGUUGUUGAUUAAUAAAAGUAAACAAUUAAUACAGAGA